Anopheles darlingi is the source of this 1586-nucleotide messenger RNA. RefSeq names its product galactosylgalactosylxylosylprotein 3-beta-glucuronosyltransferase I (gene GlcAT-I). Gene Ontology annotation, cellular component: Golgi membrane. Gene Ontology annotation, biological process: chondroitin sulfate proteoglycan biosynthetic process; carbohydrate metabolic process. Lineage: Eukaryota; Metazoa; Arthropoda; Insecta; Diptera; Culicidae. The transcript has 3 exons. The record is from RefSeq and is a predicted model, not a curated record. The coding region runs from base 6 to 977 and encodes 323 amino acids. Gene Ontology annotation, molecular function: galactosylgalactosylxylosylprotein 3-beta-glucuronosyltransferase activity.
CCAGCAUGAACCAGGAAAUUCGACUCCGUUUAAAGCACUUGCUGGCAUUCUUGGCCAUCGUGUUGUUCCUGUUUUUCUACUCGCUUAGCUCCCGGGGUUGUAGCGGGGAGCAGGAAGAGCAGGCGGUGGUUGCCGAGCAGAACGGCCGUGAUGCCUUCCUGCCGAACCCCAAAACGGGACCAACGAUCUACGCGGUCACUCCAACGUACGCCCGUCCGGUGCAGAAAGCCGAACUGACCCGGCUCUCUCACGUGAUACGGCUCGUACCGUCCGUCUUCUGGGUAAUCGUCGAAGAUGCCGAAAAGACAUCGACACUGGUGACGAAUGUUUUGAAGCGUAGCGGACUCGAGAACCGUAGCGUUCAGCUGUCGGCCAAAACUCCGACAAAUUUCAAGCUGCAGGGUAAAGAUCCCAACUGGCUAAAGCCACGCGGUGUCGAGCAACGGAACACCGCCCUCAAGUGGAUCCGGCAGCACCUGAAACGGUCGCGAGAUGCAGGCGAGACGGAAUCGCCGGGCCACUCGCUCGUGUACUUUAUGGACGAUGACAACACAUAUAGCACGGAGCUGUUCGACGAGAUCGCCAAGAUCGAACCUGGCAAGGUUGGUGUAUGGCCGGUUGGACUGGUCGGUGGGCUGAUGGUGGAAAAACCUGUCCUCAACCGGGAUGGGCUGGUGCUUGGGUUCAACAGUGCCUGGAAACCGGAACGUCCCUUCCCGCUCGAUAUGGCCGGUUUUGCGAUUAGCUCCGAUCUGCUGCUCAGCACGCCCGAGGCACAGUUUAGCUACGAGGUCGAGCGGGGCUACCAGGAGAGUGAAAUACUGCGCCACCUUACGAUCGUGCACGAUAUGCAACCGUUGGCGAGCGGCUGCAAGGAAGUGUUGGUAUGGCACACGCGAACCGAAACUCCGAAACUUGACGCCGAAAAGGCACUUCAAAAGACGAACAAAAAAUCGAACGAUGGUAUGGAGGUGUAGUAGAGUAGAGGCAGGACCACUGCGCCUCCCUCCCCCGAUUCAAUACCUUUUCCUGGUGAUGGUAGCGUUUAAGGAUUAAAUCUAGCAGAGAAAGCAAUCGCAAUUCUAUUUAUUCUCGAUCCGCGCGUCCACUGUACAGAGAAGCAAUCGUAACUAGAUCGUAGGUAAAACGACGACAGCAGGCAAUCUUCAUCAUCAUAACGUGCCCGCCUGUCGAGACCAAUUCUUUUUAGGCCGUCUAAAUCUAAGCAAGCCGUGAAACACUUUGGCCUCCUUGUGUACUUGAUGCAGCUACUGCCUAGAGCGAAGUGAUUGUUUAUAUUGCUGUUCCUAAACGUUCCAACAUAUCUCGACCUGGUGCCCUGGAACUUAGAUACGUUCUCAAACGGUUACUUUACAUUACAAAACGAUGGCAACUAUACUCACCUGUGGCAACUGCAGGAUUAUUUUAACUAAAAGCUGAUAAGAUAUUUAAUAAAAUAAUUUAUAUUUUCAUAAAAAAAAACUUAUUCCUAUGCUCCGGUACUUUAAAGGCCGCGACUCACUGAUAUUCAUAGUUUAACGUACUUUCUCCAGCCCUGUAGUAUAGCAUUUGGCUUUGCCUCGCUG